UUUUAUUGGGUGCCACAAAGGGAACACAAGUUUUUUUUUUUUCAUAUUUUUCUAGCAUAAAAAGAGCUAUAGCUCUACCAUUAUUUCCGUCCAUCCAGGUUGUAAAUUGUAAUAACCCAGAGCAACAAAUCGAGCGCUCCACCGUCGCCUCCGUCACCGUGACCGGAAACUAGUCUCCGGUUCCAAUGGACGCUCAGAAGCUUCACGUCGCAUACCAAGGCGUUCCUGGUGCCUACUCUGAAGCCGCCGUCGCCAAAGCCUGCCCUAACUGCGAAACCAUCCCCUGCGAUCAAUUCGAGACGGCGUUUCAAUCUGUGGAGAAUCGCAUUGCCGAUCUAGCAGUUCUUCCAAUCGAAAACUCCCUCGGCGGUUCAAUUCAUCGUAACUACGAUCUUCUCCUCCGCCAUAGCCUCCACAUAAUCGGCGAGGUUCAGUUGCCGGUUCACCAUUGCCUCUUGGCUUUACCAGGAGUCCGACCAGAAUCCAUCAGGCGAGUCAUUUCUCAUCCUCAAGCCCUUGCUCAAUGCGAACAAACUCUCACCAAACUCGGCCUCAACGCCGCGCGUGAGGCCUUCGACGACACCGCCGGCGCCGCCGAACACAUAGCCCUCAACAACCUCCGCGAUACGGCUGCAAUCGCAAGCACACGCGCCGCCGAGCUCUAUGGACUCGAAAUCCUCGCGAACGGAAUCCAAGACGAUUCGAGAAACGUGACGCGAUUCGUGGUUCUGGCGCGAGAUCCGGUAAAUCCGGAAGCGGAUCGGGCGUUGAAGACGAGCAUAGUGUUCGCGUUGGAGAAAGGAACGCCGGCUCUGUUCAAGGUGCUGGCGGCGUUUGCGGUGAGGAACAUUAACUUGACGAAGAUCGAGUCGAGGCCGUACCGGAGCUGUCCGAUCAGGGUGGCGGAGACGGUGAAGAGGUUUGAGUACGUGUUCUACGUGGACUUUGAGGCAUCAAUGGCGGAAGAGAGAGGUGAAGAAGCCAUGGCGGAGUUGAAGGAAUACAUUUCGUUCUUCAGGGUGUUGGGUUGCUAUCCAAUGGACAUUGUCACCAAAAGUUCUUGAAAUCAAAUGGGUAAUUUAAUUUAGCUAUGGAUUACACGUAGUAUAAGAUUAUUGGUGUUUAAUUCAAGUUUGUGAUUUGUUUAUCUAAUUGAUUUGUCUGUUUCUUCAAGUUUGUUUUUCUCCAUUUUGAUUGGUGGACAAAUUUGUUCUUCCCACAUAAUCCACAUGUAUGACUAUGUUGGUAGCUUGAAUUUCCUA
This is a messenger RNA of Benincasa hispida (wax gourd), 1262 nucleotides long. The record is from RefSeq and is a predicted model, not a curated record. NCBI's taxonomy places the organism in Eukaryota, Viridiplantae, Streptophyta, Magnoliopsida, Cucurbitales, Cucurbitaceae.